AUGGAGAGCCCAAUGUUUUCGAAGUACUCAUGGCUUGAUUUUCUUUUCUCGGUAGUCGGUGUGUGUACUUUCUUGUUUGACGUGGGAUCCGACAUUUGGGUCGCUACGGAGUUCUACUCGCGUGGGGAUUUCUUCUGGUUCGGAGUGUUGAUCGGCCUCAUGGUCCUGUCUUCGGUCGUGGUCCAGAUGUUUAGCUGGUUCUGGUUCAAAUACGACCGGGAGCUGGAGGGUUUCGAUGAGCAAACUGCCAAGAAUGUCCUCUUGGGAGGCUGCAUCAAACUUUCAUUCCUGCUACAUGUACUUCAGCUCGGAUUUUUUUGCAGGUAGCUAACUUUUUAUUUUGAUCAGAGAAGUUAGUAAAAUAAAUAAAAAUAAAUUGGUCAUUUAGCAGAGGGGUUAAGUGCCUUGCUCAAGGACAGAUUUUUCACCUAGUCGGUUUUUGCUUGGGGAUUAGAACCAGCGACCUUUCAGGUUACUGGUACAACGCUCUUAACCACUAAGCUACCUGCCGCCAUAAACACUUGCAUGCACGUGAUUCUCAUGUGGAUGUUUGUCAACGACACCCUGUUUUAUCACAGUGUACUAGAGAUGCGUAUACGAUUUCAUAUUUGGUCAAAAAUGUUUUUGCUUACUGGAGUGUAGUCAUAAUCUCUUCUAACUGAUUUAACAUAUUGGGAUAAUGCUUUUUAUGGCGAAUUUAGUUGAUGUUUCUAUAAUAAAUGAUGGGAAAUAAAAUUUGAUUGAUUUGAUAUAUAAUAAUAACUAUAAUUUCCUCUGCAGGUUUUAUGUAGCCUAUAGAAAUGGAUUUCCUAAGCCAUCUUUCCAAAUAAGAGAAAUACAUGUCAGGGAGUUCCCAUUUGUCAUGUUAAUACUGAGGCUCACAGAGCAGCUCAUGCACAGCUAAUAACAUUUGACUUGUGUAGAAACCAUCAAGUGACCACCCUGUUUUGUCAGCUGUGUAGCCAAAGCCAGUGUGCUGUGUAGAAACCAUCAUGUGACCACCCUGUUUUGUCAGCUGUGUAGCCAAGGCCAGUGUGCUGUGUAAAGAACCAUCAUGUGACCACCCUGUUUUGUCAGCUGUGUAGCCAAAGCCAGUGUGCUGUGUAGAAACCAUCAUGUGACCACCCUGUUUUGUCAGCUGUGUAGCCAUAGCCAGUGUGCUGUGUAGAAACCAUCAUGUGACCACCCUGUUUUGUCAGCUGUGUAGCCAAGGCCAGUGUGCUGUGUAGAAACCAUCAUGUGACCACCCUGUUUUGUCAGCUGUGUAGCCAAGGCCAGUGUGCUGUGUAGAAACCAUCAUGUGACCACCCUGUUUUGUCAGCUGUGUAGCCAAGGCCAGUGUGCUGUGUAGAAACCAUCAUGUGACCACCCUGUUUUGUCAGCUGUGUAGCCAUAGCCAGUGUGCUGUGUAGAAACCAUCAUGUGACCACCCUGUUUUGUCAGCUGUGUAGCCAAGGCCAGUGUGCUGUGUAGAAACCAUCAUGUGACCACCCUGUUUUGUCAGCUGUGUAGCCAUAGCCAGUGUGCUGUGUAGAAACCAUCAUGUGACCACCCUGUUUUGUCAGCUGUGUAGCCAAGGCCAGUGUGCUGUGUAGAAACCAUCACGUGACCACCCUGUUUUGUCAGCUGUGUAGCCAAAGCCAGUGUGCUGUGUAGAAACCAUCAUGUGACCACCCUGUUUUGUCAGCUGUGUAGCCAUAGCCAGUGUGCUGUGUAGAAACCAUCAUGUGACCACCCUGUUUUGUCAGCUGUGUAGCCAAAGCCAGUGUGCUGUGUAGAAACCAUCACGUGACCACCCUGUUUUGUCAGCUGUGUAGCCAAGGCCAGUGUGCUCUGUCUUGACAACCUCACUCCCUACCUACACAGAUGAUAAGUUGCCAAGUGGAAGACAUAUUUUAGAAUGAGGUAAAUAGGCCUAUGUCUACACCCUGUUCUCUGGCAAUGACGGGUGUGUCUAUUUGUUUAUUGCUGCUUAGUAACACACAAGAUGGGAAUUAAAACUAUUUAGGUCGUGGUAUAAGGACCUUACAGUUUGGUCAACUUACUGCCCAUCUACACAGAUGAUAAGUUAGCUAAGUGGAAUACAUUUUUGGAAUGAUGUCCAUGUUCUAUUGUCCUUGGCAGGUGUUUUCCUGUUGUUGAUUGCUGCUCCUACUAACAGAUAGUGUUUGUUCACAGACACAUCUCAGCCAUAUGGCAGGGCUUCUGUGUGUGGUGGCGGAGGGAGCAGGGCUCGGGGUUCGCCGUGUACCUGACCCACGACCUGAGCAUGCUGCGCCUCAUCGAGACCUUCUGUGAGAGCGCACCGCAGCUCACCCUCAUGACCCACAUCAUGCUGCACACCAACGAGGCCAGGACGGUACAGUGUGAGUUGCUGUCACCUCUACACAGUACACACACCUCUACACACACCAACAAGGCCAGGACGGUACAGUGUGAGUUGCUGUCACCUCUACACCUGGGGGGGGUUCAUCCCAAAUGGCACCCUAUUCCUUUUAUAGUGCACUACUUUUGAGCAGGGCCCAUAGGGUUCUGGUCUAAAGUAGUUGGACCAAAUAGGGAAUAGGGUACCAUUUGAGACACUUCCCUGUUAUUCUGGACACCAGACUGGAGUAGAAUGCACCACUGAUGCUGUACACCAAGGGUCCAUAAUUACAUUCAGCAGCAGGCUGAGUUCUUUUCUUGAGCGGAUGGUCGGGGCCGGGCCGGAACAUAUUUAUGACUACAUUUUACACUGCAAAUGGACUGCAAGAAGCCCAAACAGAUACAGGGAAAUACGAUCACAUAGUAUGGCAUAAUCACACACUAUGCCUCUCAAUGUGUGGAAAUAUUUGGGAACAGAUUCCCUCAAUAAAAAUAACUUUAGAUGAGUUCCUGGUGAUUUUACGGUAAUUUAUGUCCAAAAGUAUUUAAAAACACACAACAACAACAAAAAAUUGCUCACAAAACUUGGGGGGGGGGGGUUAAAUAAAAUCACCCAUAGGCUGAAUUUGGCCCUCAGGCCACCUAUUGGGGAACCCUGCUAUAGGUUAUUGAGAAGUGUAAAUAAGUUCCUCAUACCAUUAUUGUGGCCCUCAGUGAGUUUUUAGAAUAGUUUACACAAGGUGUUAGUUACACAUUGAGGUUACACACCAUUUUUUCUCUCUAUAUCUCAUUUAAAUUGAGUACAGGCUUAACUGAAUGACAACAGAGACAGAAUACAAUAUGGAAUUUGAUUGAAUAGUUUGGGGUAGGCCUUGUCUCAGAGGAAUGCUCCUCAGAGCCAUAUGCUGAUGACAGGUUGCCCUAUGCUGGGCAGAACGGGGAUCCGAUAACGGGCCUUCAGUUGGUGGUGGAAGGUCGUUUGAAGACCGUUACUGCUAACAGCAAGUGGGAGACACAAGGUUUGAAUUGACAUAAAUACUCCCCAAAGAUUCAUGCCCAUUGGUUGAAGGAAAGGAAAGUGAUUACGAGUGAGCCCAUAGGUUAAUCAGCAAACGUGGUGGAAUUGCCUUAGUGUGCCAUGCUCAUAGGCUGAAGUUAAUAGGUAAAGGCCAUUCCGCACACUUGCUAAUAGUAAAGGAGGAGGAAAGACAUGACACUAUGCUGAUGAGGUAACAUUAUUACACUUCCAUAUAUAGUUGGAAGUCGGAAGUUUACAUACACUUAGGUUGGAGUCAUUAAAACUUGUUUUUCAACCACUCCACAAAUUUAUUGUUAACAAACUAUAGUUUUGGCAAGUCGGUUUAGGACAUCUACUUUGUGCAUGACACAAGUAAUUCUUCCAACAAUUGUUUACAGACAGAUUAUUUCACUUAUAAUUCACUGUAUCACAAUUCCAGUGGGUCAGAAGUUUACACUAAGUUGACUGUGCCUUUAAACAGCUUGGAAAAUUCCAGAAAAUAAUGUAAUGGCUUUAGAAGCUUCUGAUAGGCUAAUUGACAUAAUUUGAGUGAAUUGGAGGUGUACCUGUGGAUGUAUUUCAAGGCCUACCUUCAAACUCAGUGCCUCUUUGCUUGACUUCAUGGGAAAAUCAAAAGAAAUCAGCCAAGACCUCAUAAAAUAAAAUUGUAGACCUCCACAAGUCUGGUUCAUCCUCGGGAGCAAUUUCCAAAAGCCUGAAGGUACCACGUUCAUCUGUACAAACAAUAGUACGCAAGUAUAAACACCAUGGGACCAUGCAGCCGUCAUACCGCUCAGGAAGGAGACGCGUUCUGUCUCCUGAAGAGAAACGUACUUUGGUGUGAAAAGUGCUAAUCAAUCCCAGAACAACAGCAAAGGACCUUGUGAAGAUGCUGGAGGAAACAGGUACAAAAGUAUCUAUAUCCACAGUAAAACAACUCCUAUAUCGAUAUAACCUGAAAGGCCGCUCCAAAACCGCCAUAAAAAAGCCAGACUACGGUUUGCAACUGCACAUGGGGACAAAGAUCGUACUUUUUGGAGAAAUGUCCUCUGGUCUGAUGAAGCAAAAAUAGAACUGUUUGGCCAUAUUGACCAUUGUUAUGUUUGGAGGUAAAAGGGGGGCUUGCAAGCCGAAGAACACCAUCCCAACCGUGAAGCACGGGGGUGGCAGCAUCAUGCUGUGGGGGUGCUUUGCUGCAGGAGGGCCUGGUGCACUUCACAAAAUAGAUGGCAUCAUGAGGAAGGAAAAUGAUGUGGAUAUAUUGAAGCAACAUCUCAAGACAUCAGUCAGGAAGUUAAAGCUUGGUCGCAAAUUGGUCUUCCAAAUGGACAAUGACCCCAAGCAUACUUCCAAAGUUGUGGCAAAAUGGUUUAAGGACAACAAAGUCAAGUAAUUGGAGUGGCCAUCACAAAGCUCUGACCUCAAUCCCAUAUAACAUUUGUGGGCAGAACUGAAAAAGCGUGUGCGAGCAAGGAGGCCUACAAACCUGACUCAGUUACACCAGCUCUGUCAGGAGGAAUGGGCCAAAAUUCACCCAACUUAUUGUGGGAAGCUUGUGGAAGGCUCCUCGAAACGUUUGACCCAAGUUUAACUAUUUAAAGGCAAUGCUACCAAAUACUAAUUGAGUGUAUGUAAACUUCUGACCCACUGGAAAUGUGAUGAAAGAAAUAUAAGCUAAAAUAAAUAAUUAUCUUUACUAUUAUUCUGACAUUUCACAUUCUUAAAAUAAAGUGGUGAUCCUAACUGACCUAAUACAGGGAUUUUUUACUCGGAUGAAAUGUCAGGAAUUGUGGAAAAACUGAGUUUAAAUGUAUUUGGGUAAGGUGUAUGUAAACUUCCGACUUCAACUGUACCUGCUAUGCUUAUGAGGUAACGUUAUAAUCAUUACCAUAAAUAUAUUAUAUGCUAAUGAGGUAACAUUAGAAUGACUACCCUAUAAAUACCGGCUAUACUGAUGAAGUAACAUUAUAAUGACUACCCUAUAAAUACCGGCUAUACUGAUGAGGUAACAUUAUAAUGACUACCCUAUAAAUACCGGCUAUACUGAUGAGGUAACAUUAUAAUGAACUACCCUAUAAAUACCGGCUAUACUUGAUGAGGUAACAUUAUAAUUGACUACCCUAUAAAUACCGGCUAUACUGAUGAGGUAAACAUUAUAAUGACUACCCUAUAAAUACCUGGCUAUACUGAUGAGGUAACAUUAUAAUGACUACCCUAUAAAUACCGCUAUACUGAUGAGGUAACAUUAUAAUGACUACCCUAUAAAAUAACCGGCUAUACUGAUGAGGUAACAUUAUAAUGACUACCCUAUAAAUACGGCUAUACUAAUGAGGUAACAUUAUAAUGACUACCCUAUAAAUACCGGCUAUACUGAUGAGUAACAUAUAAGGAUACCCAUAUAAAUACCGGGCUAUACUACUACCCUAUAAAUACCGGCUAUACUGAUGAGGUAACAUUAUAAUGACUACCCUAUAAAUACCGGCUAUACUGAUGAGGUAACAUUAUAAUGACUACCCUAUAAAUACCGGCUAUACUGAUGAGGUAACAUUAUAAUGACUACCCUAUAAAUACCGGCUAUACUGAUGAGGUAACAUUAUAAUGACUACCCUAUAAAUACCGGCUAUACUAAUGAGGUAACAUUAUAAUGACUACCCUAUAAAUACCGGCUAUACUGAUGAGGUAACAUUAGAGACGGAAAAUAAUGAACGAUGUGGAAGGUGCGUUCUACGACGCGCUAGCGGAGUAUAACUGACUUUCCACGGUGUUGCAUUAUUUUCCAGAGAACGCAUAGAGCCCUGAGUUGAUUAUCCCUUGUAUACCAUGGCUAUAAUUUAACACAUUUACCUCUAGAAAUGUGUUAAAAUGCCGGUAGAAAUAUGUUCAACAUCCACUGAAGUAGCUAGCAAGUUGACUAGAUAGCUACAGUAGUUGCCGUGGUAACCAAACAAACAGACUUGCUAGUUUAGCUACCAAAACCAUCAGUCCUAGCCAUAUACCUUUUUCAAUUCGACUUUUGCUUUCACAAGCAGCAAAAAAAAAAGAAGGAAAUAUUAACUAUAGCCAUUGAAUUCUACCGUGUAAAUAUACUGUGAGUUAUAGGGAAAUAAUGCACGCUCCAGAAUACCCUUCCCUUCAAGCCAAUCAGAAAGGAGUAUUCAACAAUGCCAUGGUAUAAUUAAGCAGAAAGGUACGAUGGGGGUGUGGUAUAUGGCCAAUAUACCACGGCUAAGGGCUGUUCUUACACACGACGAAACGCAGAGUGCCUGGAUACAGCCCUUAGCGGGGGUAUAUUGGCCAUAUACCACAAACCUCCAAGGUGCCUUAUUGCUAUUAUACACUGGUUACCAACGUAAUUAGAGAAGUAAAAAUAAAUGUUGUGUCUUACCCGUGGUAUGAUAUACCACGGCUGUCAGCCAAUCAGCAUUCAGGGCUCAAACCACCCAGUUUAUAAUACCUUAUAAAUACUUGCUAUGCUGAUGAGUGAGCUAGGGAGCAAUGGAAGUUAUGAGUUUACUAAAUGAAUGAAAAGUGACGAUCCAUUCAGACCAGCCUUACUGAUUGAACUUUCGUGACUACAUUAGUCUCAAAUUUCAGGAUAUUUUUUGUUCUGUGUGCUUAAAAAAAAAAUAAAAAUAAAAAACCGGCUAUACUGAUGAGGUAGGAAACAGCUGCGGCUAUACUGAUGAGGUAGGAAACAGCUGCUGGGUCGUUCCACUAAAUGAGUCCCUUUUGUGUAGUGUAAGUUGGUGAAAAAAAACUUAACUAUUCCAAGCACCACAAAGUCAUAUUUGGCAUAUCAAUUCUUCUUUUCAUUGUUGUGAUAGUUUCACAUCUCAUUUGUAGGUGUGAGUGUCGUGGCGUCAACUACUUCCAUAGCCUGGAUGGUUGUGGACUACCACCGAUCCCUGCGUUCCUUCCUCCCAGACAAGGCCAAGCAGGGCUGGGGCUCCGCCUUGGUCUACUUCCUGUGGAACCUGCUUCUCAUCGCCCCGCGCGUGGCAUCAGUCGCCCUCUUCGCCACAGUCCUGCCCUCCUACGUGGCCGCCCACUUCCUGCUUAUCUGGCCAGUGCUGGUGUUCUGGGUGUGGCGUCAGGAGACGGACUUCAUGGACAGCGCCAGCGGAGAAUGGCUCUACCGGGCCACCGUAGGUCUCAUCUGGUACUUCAGCUGGUUCAACGUGGCGGAGGGAGGGACCAGAGGGAGGAGCAUCAUCUAUCACUCCUUCAUGGCCACGGACGGCGGGAUCCUGCUGGUCACAUGGUGGUUCUACAGAGACCCGGUCCUGACGCAGUCCUACGCCCCCAUCCUGCUGGCCACUCUGCCCCUCACCUACCUGAUGGGAGUCCUGUUUAAAACCCUCUACUACUGCUGUUUUCACCCCACGCUGUGGAGGCCCCCCGUCAGGGAGGCAGUGGUAGGAGAGGAGCUGCCUGAUGGUCAGGAGGUGGUGUUCAGGACCGUCACCCCCGAGGCUAGUAGUCCCCAGUUCCAUAACAAGAGGAUGGCAAGCCAUGCCACUCACUUCUACUCCGAGGAGCAAACCAGGAAGCUCAGUAAGACGAACGGGCGCGAGGCCAACACUGUUGUCUGACUGGAUGUGCUUGAACUAGACUCUUAUUUACAUGCGAUUUAUGUUUUUCAUGCUGUAUUUUUUGUAUAAAUAAAGCGCUGCACAACUCAUUGUAAACCAGACUUUAUGUUACAAUUAGCAUAUUCUGGGAAACAGUGAUAAGCUCAGAGGUUUCGUCGCAAAUGGCACCUUAUU
Messenger RNA from Coregonus sp. 'balchen', 8148 nucleotides. The record is from the annotation of a GenBank genome assembly. NCBI's taxonomy places the organism in Eukaryota, Metazoa, Chordata, Actinopteri, Salmoniformes, Salmonidae.